CCAGCCGCGCGCGACUCCGGGCCAAAAACGCAGCAUUCACAUCGCAGCGCUGGUGGCGGACGACUGGCGCCGUGCCUGAACCGUUGCAGACCGAGAGCUGUGGCAGAGGAGCUCCUGAGGGACCGCACACAAAGCCGCCGCCUUCACAGCCGUGCAGCACACGCGCACGCCGCAACAGCUGCACCAAGAUGCCCCUCACCCUCUACGAGGCCGUGGCGACGGCGCUCCUCUGCGCGUCGUGCUGCUCGUGGAUUUUGUUGGAUGCGGCGUCGAUCCACGUGCUGCUCGGCAAGGCGCGCCUCUACGCGUCCGGCUUCCUCCUCAUGUUUGUUGGCAGAGACAAGCGCUGGCGGAGGAAACCGCCCUCCCAAAGCGACGUGCAGGCCCAGACCGCGACGAAGAGCAAGAAACUCCUGUUCUUGAGACACGGCGAAAGCGAGUGGAACCUCGUCUUCAACAAGGGGCCCAAGCCCCUCAUCCCCUUCAAGCUCGUCGCCGCGUUGUUGCGGGAGCUAAGGAUGCUGGUCGCGCUCGACCCGGGGUCGGUGCUUUUCGACUCUCCCCUUAAUAUGGAAGGCCUGGAGCAGGCGCAGGAGUUGGCACGAGCCUUGAAGGGCGACGGGCCCUUGGACGGCGGCGACGCGGCCGACGCGGAGGCGUUGCGGGGCGGCGGGUCCGCGGUCAUAUGUUCCUCAAAUAUGAGAAGAGCGCUCCAGACGGCGGCCGUGGCCUUCCAGCGGCCGCAGCCGCCGCCGCGCAUUCAUAUACUAAGCUGCCUCCAGGAGAUCUCGACGAACGUGGACACCGUCGCGCUCGCGGCGCCCGGCGAGGCGCCUCUACUCCCGCGCGUGCCGCCGGACCUGAGCUUCCCGAAGCGCUUCGACGCGUCGCGGAACGCGGGCACGAAGCCGCUGCGGGGCCACGGCGGCGAGCGGCUCAAAGCUUUUUGUGAUUGGGCCAUGGCGCGGCCCGAGGCGACGGUCGUCGUCGCCGGCCACUCGCUCUGGUUCCAGUCGUUCUUCCGCGAGUACCUGCCCGCCGAGGCGGAGCACGACGGGAAGCGCUUCAAGGUCGCGAACGGCGGCGUCGUGGCGUGCGUCCUCGAGCGCGGGUCGGUGGACUUCGUGCGGCCCGAGUCCAUCAAGGCGGUGCACAAGGGGUUCGACCUGAAGAAGAAGAAGGUCGCGUAGUGUAAGGUCUAGUUUAG
Messenger RNA from Pelagomonas calceolata, 1207 nucleotides. The record is from the annotation of a GenBank genome assembly. Lineage: Eukaryota; Pelagophyceae; Pelagomonadales; Pelagomonadaceae.